This is a messenger RNA of Hippocampus zosterae (dwarf seahorse), 1325 nucleotides long. RefSeq names its product SWI5-dependent homologous recombination repair protein 1 (gene sfr1). NCBI's taxonomy places the organism in Eukaryota, Metazoa, Chordata, Actinopteri, Syngnathiformes, Syngnathidae. The record is from RefSeq and is a predicted model, not a curated record. The transcript has 3 exons. Gene Ontology annotation, biological process: double-strand break repair via homologous recombination; positive regulation of DNA-templated transcription. Bases 176 to 805 code for a protein of 209 amino acids. Gene Ontology annotation, cellular component: Swi5-Sfr1 complex.
UUUCAAUAAUAAAUGAUAACCUUUAAAGGAAUAAAAAAGGAAUAACUCCUCACAGUAAAUCUACUGCUUAGCUUACUUUUUUUGGGAUCGGAGCUUUUUACUCCGUCGCUAUCCAGAUUAAAUACAGGCGUUGCUUUUGAAACGUUUUGAGCAGCGACGAAGUGCGGUUCGCGUCAUGGAGGCAACACCGAAGAAUGUCUCAUCUAAGUCGGUAUAUUGUUCACCGUCGAGCCCGUGGGGGUCCAGUGAGACGCCUCAGCAGAAGCUGAGCUCCUCUCUGAAGGCGCGUCUGAAGAGAACGCGGCGCUCCUUCACUUCGUCCUCCUCCGUGGCCAAGCGCCUCUGUGUGGACGAGGACGACGGCCAACAAGUUCCGACACAUUCCCGGAUGGCGGAUGAUGAUGAUGAUAAAAAUCCCCCACUUAUCAGCCUGUCUGUUGACGCCAACUACCAGGAAGCCAGACCUGGGAGUGAAACAUUUUCCAGAAGGAUUCCUGGACCAGCGCACUCUCACCUUGAAGAUCUUGCGCAACGACGGGAGAGGCUCAGCAAGGAGGUGAAGGUCAAGACGGAGACGUUACGCCGAUUGAGAAUGGUGAAGAUGUACAGGAGCAAGAACAACUUGGCGCAGCUUCAAAUCCUGAUCGACAAGUGGCGGAGUUGCGCUCAGAACGCGUUGCGUGAGCUUCAGUCGGACAUCCGUGUGGAGGGACGCGAGCCCAGCCUGUCUGAAGUCAUCGACCUCUUUGGUCUGGAUGAGAAAAUGCUGCACUUUAACCGCCCAGAGGAGGACUUUGCAUCCUGAAUGUGCUUUCAAACAUAUUCAGGUGCAUCCCAAUGUAUUAGAAUAUCCGGAAAGCCUUCAUUGAUGUCACUUGGAUGUUUAUACUGAAAACGCUCAAUUUACUUUUCAAUUAGACCGUGACAAUCAAAAUUAAUUUCAUUUCAAAUCAGGUAGGAAUUGGCCUUUUAAACAUUCUUUUCCGAUGUCUUCAAUUUCAUCCAUAUCAUGGACAAGUUUAACUUUUUGAACAAAUGCACUUUUCUGCCAUUUCGAUGCGCCAACUCGAUAUAAAACAAAAAAGAAAUUGGGCAAAUAAUGGUAAUCCAAAAAAAAAAAAAAAGAUUUACAAAGGCUGUACUUAGCUUUCUGCGGGGGGGGGGGUGAUAUUUAUGUCUUACAACUAACUGUCUAUCCAGUCCAUUAUUUACUAGAAAGAGUUUACUACUGUUUCGGUUUGUCAUGGGGCUGGUCCUUCUGUCAAAGUACCCCCCCCCAAAAAGGUCAACUAUAUCUUCAAUAAUACACCGUGAUUCUCACCAAA